CUGAGAAAGCGACUUUGCGCCACAACGACGGAUGCCUGUGACUGCCACCCGUCGGCGUCCCUAGGCGCUUCGUGCGACGCGGAGAGCGGGCAGUGCACCUGCCGGAACAGCUACGGCGGCCGUCAGUGCCUCCACUGCCAAGUGGGCUUCUACGACUACCCCACCUGCAAACUGUGUUCGUGCGACCCGACGGGCACUACGGAGGAGGUGUGCAGCAACCAGACGGGCCAGUGCCUGUGCAAGCCCCAGUACGGGGGCCCACGCUGCGACCAAUGUGCCCCGGGAUUCUACAACUUCCCCAACUGCAUUCCCUGUGAAUGCGACAGCAAGGGCUCCCUGGGCAAUUCGUGCGACAACGCGGGCAAGUGCCACUGCCUGGCCAGCUUCACGGGCCUGCGAUGCGACCAGUGUGCCCCGGGCUACUACAGCUACCCAGACUGCAACCCCUGUGGCUGCGACUCGUACGGAUCCGUGGGACUGUCGUGUGGGAGCGACGGCACCUGCUUCUGCAAGCCCAGCUUCGACGGAGAGAAGUGCGACCGCUGCAAGAAGGGCUUCUACAACUAUCCCCUCUGCGAAGGCUGCAACUGCAACCCGGCGGGGAUUCUGGCGACGUUUGGCGGCUGCGGCAGCCUGACGAGCGGGGAGCUGUGCGAGUGCAAGGAGCGCGUCACGGGACGCAUCUGCGACCAGUGCCGCCCGCUCUACUGGAACCUCAAGCCGAGCGACCCGCAGGGUUGCGAGGACUGCGAGUGCCACUCCCCGGGCACCCUGGGGGGGCUGCGGGUGUGCGACGGCCAGAGCGGCCAGUGCCUGCGCAAGCCCAACGUGGGCCAGCACCAGUGCACAGAGUGCCUCGACGGGACCUUCCACCUCCAGGACCAGGACCUGCUCGGCUGCCAGGACUGCCAGUGCGACGUGGGCGGAGCGGUGGGCAGCUCGUGCGACGCCCGGAGCGGGCAGUGCCAGUGCCGGCCCCGCAUCACGGGGCGCCGUUGCUCGGAGCCCCUGCAGGCGCACUUCUUCCCCACGCUGCACCAGCACAAGUACGAGGUGGAGGACGGACACACCCCCAGCGGGGUCAACGCCCGCUUUGACUUCGACAGCGGCCUCUUCCCGGGCUUCUCCUGGAAGGGCUACGCCAUCUUCUCCAACAUUCAGGUGCUGGUGCUGCCCCCGAGCCGAGAGCCCCGCUUCCAGGGGGUGGUGGGGCAGGACGGGGUCACUGCCCUCCCCUUCGUGCUGAACCCCGGCCGAUGGACCCUUUCCAUCAAGGCCCCCCGGCCCGUCUUCCUGGACUACAUGGUGCUGCUGCCCGAGGCCUUCUACGAGGCGACGCUGCUGCAGGAGCGGGUGCGCCACCCGUGCCUGCGGGGGGGCAACAUGGCGGGCCCUUGCCGCCAACUGCGCUACCCGGCCCUGCCGGACACGGCCGUGCCGGUGGCCGCCGCCCAGGGAGCGGACGGACAGGGUGCCCCCGUGCAAAUUCUCGACGACGCGGACGUCCUGGAGGAGCUGCACAGCGGGCCCAUGGCUCACCUGGACGAAGACCACGGGUCCCUGCGGCUGGACCUGCGAGUGCCCAGGGCCGGGCCGCACGCCCUGGUCUUCUUCUACCACUCGCUGGACAAUGACGGCUCUGUGGCCGCAGACCUGGUGCUGUCGGGCGCCGACCGGCUGGCCACGGGCAGGGCAAACUUCCACCACUGCAACUACAACCUGCUCUGCCGACAGGUGCGCUGCACGGGCUGCUUUGCUUCCGCCGCGCUCUGCACACUGCUCAGAUGUUGUGUCCAUCCCACCCAUUCCGUUGCUUUGGGGAACCACGACAACUGCCUCAUCUGUGCCUGCCCGAUCCCGUUGCCCUCCAACAACUUCGCCGACAGCUGCGAAGUGUCUCCGAGCGGACAAGAGAUUAGCUGCAACUGUAAGAAGGGCUACUACGGACCUCGUUGCGACGUCUGUGAUGCGGGCUACUUUGGCGAGCCCGACGUGAUUGGCAGCAGCUGCAAGCCGUGCGAGUGCAGCGGCAACAUUGACCCGGCCAACCCGGCCUCUUGUGACUCGGUGACGGGGGAGUGCGUGCUGUGCCUCAACAACACGUCCGGACCCGCCUGCGAACUGUGCGCUCCGGGAUUCUACGGCGACGCCAUCUCGGUCAAGGACUGUCGCAAGUGCUCCUGCAACCAGUGCGGCAUGCACUCCUGCAAUCCCCUCCAGGGCACCUGCAACUGCCACUCCAACGUGGAAGGGAGCCUCUGCGACCGUUGCGCACCCAACCACUGGGGGUUCUCGGAGUGCCGAGGCUGCCGCUCGUGCGACUGCAGCCUGGCCUCUCAGUCCAAGCAGUGUGACCUGAAGACGGGACAGUGCCCCUGCCAGCCGGGGGCUGGAGGGCCGCGCUGCGACGUCUGCGAGCCGGGCUACUGGCGCUAUUCGGCCGACGGACGCAUCUCGUGCAACUGUGCGGCCAAGUUUUCGGCGGGUGCCGUGUGCAACCAGCAGACGGGCCAGUGCCAGUGCCUGCCCGGCGUGGAAGGGGACAAGUGUGACCGGUGCCCCUACCGAUGGGUCUUCGUGGAGCGCGAGGGCUGCAAGGAGUGUGGCGAGUGCGUGCACGCCCUGCUGGAUGACACGGACAGCCUGGAGCAGAUGAUCGACAACAUCGGGGACGAGAUGCGUGACAUCUCCUCCACUUACCUGGCCAACCAGCGGCUGCAGCUCGUCAACCAGACUGCGCACGACCUGAAAGAGCAGCUGAUGAGCUUCAGCGGAAAGCCCGCCUCCCUGGACGUGAGCCCCCUGGCGCAGAACGUCAGCGAUCUGGAAGCACUGGCCUCGACAGUGCGCAAGGACGCUUCGAGCCUGGCGCUCUCGGCUACGGCGAACAACCACACGGCGUACAAGACCAGGCUGGAAGCCGACCGGGAAGAGCUCAACGUGGAGAAGACGGUCCAGGAGAUGCGAGACAUUCUGAGCAGCCUGACAGCCUUCUCCGAGGGCCUGGGCUCGACUUCUACCGCCAACGUGGAGCCGCUGCUCGACGAAGCCACCCGCAUCGUGGAGCUUCUCAAUGCCACCGAGUUCAUGAGGCCCUUCGCCGAAGCAGAGGAAGAGCUGGCGCAGGCCGGAGAAGGCCUGGAGCGUGCGCAGAACUUCUCGCUGCCGGCGGUGCAGAACGACGCAACCCUGGAGGACCUGCGGCAGACGAUGGCGGAGGAGCUGGAGGGGCGCCUCUACGAGCUGGCCAACCACACCCAGAGGGUCGAGGACAUGGUGCGGGAGGUGGCCCACCUGCAGAACACGGCUAACAGCUCCCCGUUCAGGGGGAUCAUUGCCCAAAGCGAGGAGCUCAAGUUGCAGUCCGAGGCACUUCAGAAGGAGGCCAGGGAACUCCUUCGGGCCUGCCAGGACUACUACCCGGACGCAGAAAACGCCUAUGAGGGCCUGCGUGAGAACUCUGCCCGUCUGCGAGACAUGGUGGACCAACUGCAGACGUUCCUGGAGAAGCUGAGCCCUGCGACGGAGAAGGCCGUGCCCUACGUGCGGGAGGCGGAGAUCCACUCGCACAAGCUCCAGCAGCAGGCCAGGGAGUGCCAGACAAUCCUGAACUCCACGCAGCAGACGUCUUCUUCGGCCCUGGCCUACGACGAGAUUGCCAAGAUCAUUGACGAGGCUCAGAACAUCUCGGAGGCGGCCCUUGCUACUUCGAACGAAGCCCACGACAAUAAAGAGAUGCCGGUGAGAGCAGAAAGACCGAGGUUCCAUGCCAGAAGCCUGCAGCACCAAAAGGAGAAAAAAAAAAAAAUAAAGGAAAAGAAGGACGACUGGGAAAUCCCUAUUGUGAGUCGUGGCCGACACCGCGGAAGCCCCAAAACUAGUCAGCGGCGCAGGCGCCCCACUGCACCCUACAGUCAGUGGUCACGUAGGGCGCUCUGCAACACCAACCUGCUCGAUGGUCCGCAGCCUCCGCCACAACCCACCCCAGGGCAAACCGGGAUGCUACAUUACACUUUCGGUUCAUUCAGCACGCAGGUGUCUGGCGAUGGCACUGCAGAACGUCCUACAUUCAUCCUUAUUGUGGGGAUGACCGCUUCCAGACAUAGCUGUCAUGGGCCCCACCAGUCAUGCUGGAGUCAAUGUAGCUUAUGCGUGACUUUGGAUCACACACCUGCAGAAGGCAGCACCGCAAGUUUUCUAUAUCAUUCACAUAGAAUUCUAACACACUGAUGUAAUUAUUAUAGAUUCAGCAAUCCAAGGCAAAGCCUUUUCCAUAUUGCACAUGCAGAAGGGAGGAAUACCUUUUUCUAUCAGUGCAAGCAUUGUUGGUCCAAGUUAAUAUUGUGCUUUUCGUUCUAAAUGACCUGUGUCUUCACCUGCGUAUUUCUGUCUCGCAUUUCAUUUGCUCUACUGUAAAUGACUAUUUUUGUGGGCUCGAUAUUGAACAUUGAGCAUUGAUUUUAUUCCCGCCUUGAACGAUGGGGGGAUGCCAAGGAAAAAAGCUGUUUGCACAGCUUGAGGGCUGCAAAGUCAAGAAAUUAAAUAACAAAUAAUAAGAUGUACACUAUGAAAACUUUUAUAUAAUGUUAGAUGUACUAGAAUUUUGUACACACAAGACAAAAAUAAUUAGGCGCAGAUUUUUACAAUGUUGGGUAUGUCGCUUUUAUUUAGUGAAGUGAUGUGGAAUCUCAUUGAUGCGAUAUGAUUCAACAAUUCAGGAAGUAUUUGCUUGAUUCUCUGAUGUCCAAAAUUAGUUCUUGAUUGAGGAAUUCGCCAAGGAUGAAUGAGACGGGUAUGGUACAAUGAGAUGUAUGGACGAAAGUCAGACAGUGUGAAGAAUGUUAAUGCUUACCACAAGUUGCAGCUUGGUAUGUGAAUAUUAAAUGCUGAAAGUAGAUAUCCGAUACAUCAGUUAUAGAAUAUUUUUCAAAAAGAGGUAGCGAUGGAGACAUCCCAGAGACAUUCGCAACAGCUCGAAUAGCUUUCUUUCGUAAAACACUAAGUGUGUUUAAAUUCGUCAAACCAGUAGAUCUCCAGACAAGAUGGUGGUUGUACAAUAAAUGUGCGUACAAAAGGGACCUUUAAAGUUGAAGUUUAACACUGGUGGGUAAAAUAUUCCCAUAUUUAGUUAGCACACUUGCUCUCUUGAAACUUUAUUACGAAUGUGUUGCACAUGAUCAUUCCAGGACAUAUAAGAAAGAAACACUCCCAAAGUUUUAACAUUAUCUGUGUAAGGAUUAACACCAGGGCCAUAAUUCAAAGCAAGGUGUAAGUCAAGCCGACUACCUCAAUAAAGUUGAAAUAUUACGGCCUUACUUUUGUCUGUAUUUAGGCAAGAGACUUAUUUUCGCAUCACAACUUAAACUUGCACAGAACAUUGUUUGUCUUAGAAAUAACAGUUUCAGAAUUUGUGCCGGAAAUUAUCAUAGCCGUAUCAUCUAUAUAAAUAAUGAAUUUGACUUCGGUGCCAAUAGUAACUAUGUCAUUAAUAUAAAAAGAAAUAAAAGAGGUCCUAGAAUGCUGCCUUGUGGCACUUCACAAGAAAUUUCAACUAAAGAUGACUUAUGACUAGGGUUUCAUGUUUUCGGAGUUUAUUUUUUGUCAAAUUUGGAGGGUGUUUUUCAAAGUUAAUUUUUUGCCGAAAAUUAAGAGUUUAUCGGAGUUUAUUUUUGUUUGAUUCCCAAUUCUCCGAAAUUCGGAAUUUGAUUUCGCUGUGUUUCUUAUUGAAAAUAAAUAAAUAAUAUGUGGGUGUAAACGUCUCGUCCCGGCUCAGCUUGGCUACCGAGAGCUGGGACCGCAUUGAACCCAUAUCGCGUCUUGCUCACGCCAUGAGGUCCCCCUCGAGGGGCGAGACCAGAAUCCAGGGCGGACUGCACCGGCCGUCCCGGGCCCAGCAUUGGGCAACGCUGCAUCCUGUUCACGCUUUAGCUGAGGUGUCACAACAUAGACAGCGACGUUUCGCUAAUGGGGGCCCUGUCUCCUAGAAAGGUCACGGCGCAGCUCUCUGGAAUAUGCUGUAUUCAAGUCAUCACGGCAUUCGUGCAGUUAGACUGCGUCAUGUGCCACUGUAUCUUCCUCAUGCUCAUCGCACUGUGGAUGUUCAUCAAGUAAGUGUCCAAGCGGAUAAGACUGCUGACUGGGCGAGUUGGUAGUUCAUGCUGAUUAACGUUACAGUGCACCAAGCGGUCUGUGGUUCGAUGGAACGCCUGGUACGGGGACCUACAGCAUAGGAGACACACCGCAAUAUCAUUUGAUUUUGAAGCUCUUUAUGUGCCGGUGAUGAUGCCAAGACCAACUUCCUUUGACGUUCCUGCAGCUCGUUUCGAAUUGGUAUACAACAAUCCGCCAGAAACGUGCCUUGAGGAAGUGAAACAGACUUUGGCAAGUUCAGUCCGGUUUACUGAUAUUGAGCCCAGCAUCACAGAAGCCAAGGGUAGUCCGCCAGCUUUCCGGCAAAGCGACAUGAAUGAAACAAAGAACAGGUCCCCUCUGCUCACCCCUCUUUCCGACAACGUUAAGAUCGACGACUAGUCACACCCACGUCCCCGACCAUAUCUCCACACACGUCCUCAACACAGCGUUGGCACGACGAAACACGUGAGAAGCAGAUGACAGUGCGAAUGAAGCUCGCCCAACACCAGGGGCUGUGGUCUCCCCACUACCUGAGCCCGAGUCAUGCCUUCAAACCUUUCCUGGGCCCUCCGGGCUUCUUCGCCGCUCCCCCGGUACCUACGUUGGGGCCCUGCACGGUCUCGGGUCCCCCCAAUUAGUUGUGCCGACACUUGAGCCUAGGCUCAUUGCGGAAUCACGGGGACGACGAGGACAGUUCCGCCGAGGACAAGAAGUAGUGCGAAGGUUGUCUGUUUUCCUUUCAUGAUCGGACAUGUCUUAUGCAAGGCCGAACACUGGAGCAGGACCAGUCCUCGAUGGACCUUGCACACUGCGGUGAUAUUCGUGAGUGCUUGUCCGACUGUUUGUGUGUGAGAUUGCGACAGUGAGUGGGGAUUGACUUUCGGACGGAGAGCAGUUGAUCUCGUCGUCUGUGUUGGAAGUGGUGCAUCCUCCGAGACGAAAGAAGUUAGUGUCAAAAUCUGGACGUGUAAGGCGAUCGUACAGGGUUCUUCCAAAGGAAAGGAUGCAGGAUGCCCUGAUUAACUACUUCAGUCGUUUUGGCGGAGCAGUGGACACCAUGGUGAUUUGCAACGAAGCUUGAACACACGCUUCCCCCCACACUAGCUCACGCGGCCGCGUGAGGUAGUGUAGUAAAUGAUGUAAUAGAGAAGUUUCAAAUGUCCCUCUUCCCCACUUCAUGCAAUCUCUAUGGUCCACAGCUUUCACUCUUACAAAAACACAACCUCUCCUUCCUCUAAAGCUUAAAUAUUAUGACCCAAACUGGAAACAUAAACAGUGACUUUUGUAGUGACCCGAAAGUGCAAUGACCUGUUUUGUGCUGACCGAAAUUUGAAACAGAAGUGUGUUGGCAUAUUCCCAAGACCAUUGACUCUACGCGCUGAUCAAACCAUUGAUUGUAAUAUACUUUUAUGUAUGUCUGUGUGUUUGGGAGGGGAGGAUUGGCACAUCGAAAUUGUUAGUUUAUCGGAUAACUCCAAAUUGACCAAAAUUUUACCGGCGGAUGUUUUCAGAGUUUUUCGGUAUUAUCUGAAAACACUGAACCCUACUUAUGAUUAUUUACGGAAACAUAUUGUUGCCGGAACUGCAAAGACCUUAACAAGGAAAACGAAACUCCUCGAAAGCCAUAUGAAUACAAUUUGUCUAAAAGAAUGUCGUGAUUGAUACAGUGAAGGCUUUGCUAAAGUCUAAAAAUUUUAGACACCAACAGUUGCUAACUUUUUUUCUAAUCUGUCAAGUAUAGUCUCCUGGUGUAAAAGUGCGGUCUUGGUUGAUCUAAGUUUUCUAAAUCCAAACUAACAUUGUGUUAAAAGAUCAUGUCUUGCUGAAAAUUUAUAAUUCUGGAGUACAUAAUCUUUUCUAAGCCUUUUGAAAAAACAAGAAGUAUAGAUAUAUGGUGAUCGUUCCCCAAACUGUUUCCAUCUCCUGAUUUGAACAAUGCAGCGACUUUAGCGAUUUGCAUUUUAUGGGAAAUAUGCCCAGAUGAAAGAGCAAACUUCUUAGUGAGCGCGUUGGUAAUGAUGUAGGUUUAGAAAGAGUUAUAUAGGUAAAAACAGGGGACG
Ixodes scapularis (black-legged tick) is the source of this 8192-nucleotide messenger RNA. RefSeq names its product laminin subunit alpha-like. The annotation marks the transcript as partial. Gene Ontology annotation, cellular component: basement membrane. The record is from RefSeq and is a predicted model, not a curated record. The transcript is spliced from 27 exons. Lineage: Eukaryota; Metazoa; Arthropoda; Arachnida; Ixodida; Ixodidae.